Messenger RNA from Oxyura jamaicensis (ruddy duck), 4668 nucleotides. It is a transcript of the gene SLC45A1, whose product is annotated as solute carrier family 45 member 1. Gene Ontology annotation, biological process: transmembrane transport. Gene Ontology annotation, cellular component: membrane. NCBI's taxonomy places the organism in Eukaryota, Metazoa, Chordata, Aves, Anseriformes, Anatidae. Gene Ontology annotation, molecular function: sucrose:proton symporter activity. The record is from RefSeq and is a predicted model, not a curated record. Bases 160 to 2481 code for a protein of 773 amino acids. The transcript is spliced from 10 exons.
GGCGCCCGCCGCGUCGUCUGCCGCCAGCGGGUGCUCGCUCCCCUCCUCCCGACCCGAAGUGAGCUGCCGGAACUGGGAGAUGCCGGGCAGACGCUGAGGUCCUGCGUUACCCGUCCGUGUCCGCUGAUCAAAGGAAUAUACAGUCAGACUUUGCAUGGCAUGAGGCAGAAACAGGAUUUUCUAGCAGGUUGCCUACUCGUGAUGAUUCCACCAUCUGCAACAACUCCUGUCAGCGAUGCUGCACUCUUGCCAAGUGUGGCUUCUCAGGAAAUCUGGAGGUCGCAAGUUCCAGGCUAUUCUGGAUCAGUCACACAGCAUAUAAGUCAUCGGGCCAACAACUUCAAGAGACAUCCAAAAAGGAGAAAAUAUAUUCGCCCUUCGCCACCGCCACCACCAAAUACUCCAUGUCCUAUUGAUCUGAUUGACUUUGGAGACCUACAGCCUCAGAGGUCUUUCCUAGAACUCCUAUUUAAUGGGUGCAUUCUCUUUGGGCUUGAGUUCAGCUAUGCCAUGGAAACAGCCUAUGUCACACCUGUGCUGCUUCAGAUGGGUCUGCCAGACCAACUGUAUGGAAUGGUGUGGUUCAUCAGCCCUAUACUAGGGUUCUUGCUACAGCCUUUGCUGGGGGCCUGGAGUGACAGAUGCACAUCAAGAUUCGGGAGGAGAAGGCCAUUCAUUCUGGUCUUAGCAGUAGGUGCAUUGCUUGGGCUCUCACUUAUGCUGAAUGGCAGAGAUAUUGGGAAUGCCUUGUCUGACACUGUGAAUAACCACAAAUGGGGGAUCAUCCUUACAGUCUGUGGUGUUGUCCUCAUGGACUUCAGUGCAGAUUCGGCAGACAAUCCUAGUCAUGCCUACAUGAUGGAUGUAUGUGGCCCAGUGGAUCAAGACAGGGGCCUCAACAUCCAUGCUUUGUUAGCAGGUCUUGGAGGUGGCUUUGGUUAUGUUGUUGGAGGAAUACAUUGGGAUAAAACCAGUUUUGGAAAAGCUGUGGGAGGGCAACUGCGUGUCAUCUAUGUCUUCACCUCAAUUAUACUGACCAUCACUACUAUGCUGACUCUAAUUAGUAUUCCAGAAAGACCCCUAGGGUCCUUCAGCAGAAAGAAAAAGGUGAUGAAGAGUCCAAGUCUUCCUCUCCCUCCUUCUCCACCUCUCUUCUUUGAGGAGGCUCUAAAUGAAAACUUUGCUUCUCAUAACUCAGCUCACUUAUAUGCAAGUUUUACAAGUCCUGUUUCCCCUCUCAGCCCACUUACACCCAAAUAUGGCAGUUUUAUCAGCAGAGACAGUUCCUUGACAGGAAUUAAUGAAUUUUCAUCGUCAUUUGGGACUUCAAAUAUUGACAAUGUGCUUAUAGACUGUUUUACAGGUGGACACAAUAGUUACUUAGCACUUCCAGCUAGCUUGCCCAGACAUCCUGUCAGUGUCAGCUUUCCUCAGGUACCAGAUGGCUGUUACCAAGAAGAAAAUGGAAUUCUGGAGCAAGGGGAGAGCAGCAUAACUCUGGGGCCUGACAGCGAGGCACUAACAGUGGGCUCCCUGGAUGCAGUAAAGCCACGGUCAUCAGGUAUUCUGAAAAGACCUCAGACCUUGGCCAUUCCAGAUAUCGUAACAGGACGUUGUCCAGAAAAUAGCAGAAGAAGAAAUGUAACUUUCAGCCAACAGGUUGCCAAUAUCCUGCUGGAUGGUGUUAAAUAUGAGAGUGAGUUGAAUGGAUUGAGUGAGACCUCUGAGCAACCGCUCUCCAUCAGACUUCUUUGUUCAACCAUCUGCCACAUGCCCAAGGCUCUUCGUAACCUUUGCAUCAACCACUUCCUAGGAUGGCUUUCAUUUGAGGGGAUGUUGCUCUUCUAUACUGACUUCAUGGGAGAAGUAGUGUUUCAAGGGAAUCCAAAAGCACCUCACAACUCAGAUGAGUAUCAGAAGUACAACGCCGGGGUCACCAUGGGCUGCUGGGGAAUGUGCAUCUAUGCAUUCAGUGCUGCUUUCUAUUCAGCUGCACUGGAAAAGCUAGAGGAGCGGUUCAGCAUACGGACACUGUACUUCAUUGCAUACUUGGCCUUUGGGCUGGGUACAGGGCUGUCCACGCUGUCCAGAAACAUCUACGUGGUGCUGUCACUGUGUGCUACCUAUGGUGUCCUCUUCGCCACUCUCUGCACGCUGCCCUACUCCCUGCUUUGCGACUACUACCAGAGCUGUGAGUUCACAGGCUUGAAGGCAGAGGGCAUGCGGCGUGGGAUGGGUGUCGACAUCUCCCUGCUGAGCUGCCAGUACUUUUUGGCACAGAUCCUGGUGGCCCUGGCCAUGGGGCCACUAACGGCAGCUGUGGGCAGUGCCAGCGGUGCCAUGUACUUCGCCAGCCUGGUGUCCUUCCUGGGCUGCCUCUUCUCCUCCCUUUGCGUCACCUAUGAGCCAAUACCACCCGCUGAGGAGCUGCCACCUACCGAGGAGCAGCGCCCGCUCCUGCCAUGUGCACAGGAUCAAUAAAUGAGAGAAGCUGCCACAGCAUUUGCUGCCUCAUUGCAUCACCCUUGUCCUUCCCUGUCAUGGUAUGGUGGGCCUUUGCACCCCCAGGAUGGUAGUGGAUGGUGGUGGGAUGUGGGUGACUGUGCUGGCAGUGGGCAUGGGAAACCACAGAAAGAUAUGCACCAGCUUUGCUGAGCUUUCCCCUGCCUGUGGGAGGGCACCACUCCACCUUCCCCUGAGGUGGAAGAGUCCCAUUUAUGUCCCCAGGGUCCAUGGCUACAGCAGUGGGAACCCUAGGUGGCAGCCUGGGACCUUCCCCUCCAGCCACCCUGCAGCAGCAUGAUUCCUGGGGGAAACAAUGUUGCCUGGGCUGAGGCAGGGAACACACAAUUCCAUUGCCCAGGCCGGGGGACCCCAGUCUCUUGGGUGUCAGCAAGCUAUGGGGCUCCACUGCCGUGGGAGUGUUGUGACUGCAGUACUUUACCAGAUUUGUGAGCAGAAGGUUCCUUUUCAUUGCCUGGCAGAGUGGCCUGGCUCUUGGUUGCUGAGGGCUGUGGAAACUCCUGCCAGGGCCUCAAGGAACAGUGGGGACAACCCAUGGGUCCCAGCCUCUACCCAUGGGAGGCCUGGCCCUGGAAGGUACUUUUCAAAACUUUGGAAAGUUUGAGAGUAACUGGUCUUGCUUUGGUAGUGCAAGUACUCUUUUAAGGGCUGUCUCUGGGCUCCUAGGUGUACAGAGCUCCUGCCAGCAGAACUGCUCCAAGAAGUUGCUGGGGGCUGAAACUGCAGGGGGGUGGCUCUCAAGCCCUGCUCUCUAGGUUCUGACUCUGGUCCACGCUGAUGGUUCCUGAUACAUACAUAUUUCUUUCUACAUUAGACUUUUAACUGGGACUAUAAGAGCUUGUGAUGACUUAGCAGGGAGAUGGGCAAUUGUCUGCAAAGUGGCUUUGGGAAGAAAGUUUUUUGCGUCAAGUUCCCUUGGGUAGAAGCUUACACUCAAAAUUAGGUUGAGAAUGUUUUUUAAAAAAAAGUGUGAAAGCCUGUAGCACAUCAUCCUUGUUUUUCAUACAGUUGCACCAUGUGACAUUUUAGUGAUUAGUGAUUUGUCAGCUAGAGCCACAUCCUUUAUAUCUCGUUGCAACUAGUAAGACUUAGUAGAGUUGGACUAGUGGGGUUUCAUUACCUGUGAGAAUUCUUAAUUAUUCUGGUUUUGGAAGUAAAUGCCUGAAAUCUUAUGUAAGUUCCAGUUAAGCUCAGGAGUACUUUAAGUGAAGAGCAAAGAUGAAAACAAGUAAGUUAGAACUAUUCCUAGGAUUCCUAUCAGUCUGCAUUCAUAUUCUAGUAGUUAGCCAAGAUUUACUAUGGCUGAUGGGCAUUUUGGUAUCAAAAGUGCCAUGCAUGGCAUCCCUUUAGAGGCUCUUUUUGUUCUUGUCUACUGGGUCCAAAAGAAGCAGUUUCUCUGGAGGCUCUCUCUUUUUUAAAUGACUGUUCACCUCAGUGAGUUUUUGUUGUUGUUUUUUUUUUAUGCUUGAUGUGUGAUGCCAAGAAGAAAUAACUUCUGUAAUAUUUAGCUGUUGUGACUUACUAUACUCUACUGCUUGAAAGCAUAAUGCACAACUCGUAAGAAGCUCUCACUUUUAUAAUCAGUGCCCUGGUAUUUUUUUUUUUUAUGUGAGAGGCAAGUUUCAUGCUAUUCAGUAUUUACUUAAAUGGAGGAACACUACAGAAGUUAUGAAGUCAAGCAUUCAGAGACAAACGAAUAUCAGGUUGAUGACUGUUCAUCUUAAUUUUCCUUAUUUGGGCUUACAUUUCCUGACCCAGUGUCACAUCUGCAGGAACAUCUGUGACAUGUUGUUUCCUUUAUAAUGGGGCAUGUCUCCAAGAAUGUUCGGGAUAAAACUGGCACCUGGUGUAUGAGCAGUACAUCUGGCACUUCGGAGUGUCUGAUUUCUAGCAAUCUGACUAAUUGGCUUUGUGGAAUUUUUCUUGGUCUGCUGUGUAACCUUAUUUUCUCCUCCUUAUCUUACCAAACUUUUAAACUCAAAACUGAUUGUUUUGUUCCCACAAUGUGAUAAUUAGUUCUCAAAAUGCUUUCUCCUUUUAAGUUUUGUAGACAGCAUUGUUGCACUGAAUGGAUCAUGAGCACUUUCCUUUUCUAAGUAGCUGGAGUUGCAGAUCAUUGUGUGUUGCAAACAACAAUCUUAAAAA